AUGGACAUUUCUCACUGCCCUCUGAAGCCUAGUGUUGACAGGGAUGGGGACUGGAUAUUGGGUGGAUUCUUCCCUCUCUACUCCCUGAAUAUGCAACUAGAGUCACAGAAAUUCUAUUGGCUGAACAAGCCAAUCCGAAUGUCACCCAGCAAGUGGCAGUUGAAGAAUUAUCAUUACAUUCUGGCCUUUCUCUUUGCCAUUGAAGAGAUCAAUAAGGACCCCCGUCUGCUGCCUAAUUUCACACUCGGUUUCAAUCUCUACAAUGCCUUUAAUAAAAAUGAGAAACCUUUAGAGAACAUCUUGCUUUGGUUCUCAGGAGGGAAUCAGACUGUCCCAAAUUAUAACUGCCAGAAACAAAGCAAAUCUACGGCCAUUAUUGCAGGAACCACACUAGAAUUUUCAUCAAUCCUUGGACCACUUCUGGGACUCUACAAAAUUCCACAGGUCACAUACGGAGCAUUUGAUUCUUCACUGAGUGACAAAGAUCAGUUCCCAUCACUCUAUCAAAUGGCUGUUAAGGACAAGUUCCUAGUGCGUGGACUGAUCUGUCUACUGCUGCAUUUUGAAUGGACCUGGGUGGGGGUAGCCAUCACAGAUAAUGUAGAAAAGAAGUUGCCUACCUCAUGGGUAGGAACUAUCAAUUUAUAUGAAGGAAUUGCUCUCUCAACAGAGGAUGCAAAAGUAAAUGUCUAUUUAGUCUACGGUGAUUCUGACAUUUUUAUAAGCAUACACAUGCAUUCAAGACUGACUGAAUAUUCAGGUAAGCUGUGGAUCAUGGCAACAGAGUCCUAUGUUGACUUAUAUAAAAUGAAGAGCAUUAUGGGCCUUUUCCAUGGAAGUCUCUCAUUUUCAUCUCCAAAGAGAGACGUGCCUGGUUUUGAACACUUUAUUAAAAAAAUGAACCCUUCCAAAUAUCCAGAAGAUUUUUAUUUCAAGAGAUUUUGGCUUAAUGCAUUUAACUGUGUAUUUUCUGGGUCAUCACUAUGUGGAAAAUUCAAAGACUGUCCCCCAAAUGCCUCCUUAGAGUUUAUGCCAGGAAACACUGACAUGAUGGUCAUGUCUGAAUCCAGCUAUCUCGUCUACAAUGCUGUGCAUACUGUGACCAGAGCCCUUCAUGAGAUGCUCCUGGAAGAAGCAGACAUGGGGUUGACAAGAGAUUCAAGCCUUCCAGUGCCUCUCUCCUGGAAGCUUCACAGAUUUCUGAGAAGUCUCCAGUUUACUAACAGCAUUGGGGACCAUGUAUCCUUGGAUGAGCAAAGAGAAUCUAAAAAACAAUAUGACAUCCUGAACAUUGCGCUAUUUCCUACAGCUCAGGACUUCCUGGUUAAAGUAGGAGAGUUUGUCAUCAAUGGUACAAGUUAUCAAAGUUUGGUCAUCCAUGAUGAGGUUAUAGAAUGGCCUAUGGGAUUGGAAAAGGUACAGCCUCCCAUAUCAGUGUGUAACCAGAGGUGUGGUCCGGGAUUCAAGAAAGUUACACAGUCUGAUGAAACCUGCUGUUUUGAAUGUGUCUUUUGUCUGACAGGAGAGAUUUCAAAUACACAAGAUGCACGGGAGUGUAUCCAGUGCUCUGAGCAAGAAUAUUCAAAUGAAGAGAGAACCCACUGUCUCCCCAAGUUGGUGACCUACUUGGACUUUGAAGAUUCCUUGGGGAUGGCUCUGGCCUGCACAGCUUUGUGCUUCUCUGUGCUCACAGCUGGGGUUCUGUGGGUCUUUGUGAAGCACCAAGACACCCCCAUAGUCAAGGCCAAUAACAGGACUCUCAGUUACAUCCUGCUCAUCUCCCUCCUCCUCUGCUUCCUCUGCUCCUUUCUCUUCAUUGGGCAUCCACACCCUGUCACCUGCAUCCUCCAGCAAAUCACAUUUGGACUUGUGUUCACUGUGGCUCUUUCCACUGUGUUGGCAAAAACCAUUGUUGUGCUUUUGGCAUUCAAAUCCAUGAAGCCGGGAAGAAUCAUGAGGUGGCUGUUGGCAUCAGGGGGUUCUAACUAUGUCAUUCCCAUCUGCACUCUUGUCCAAAUGGUUAUCUGUGCCAUCUGGUUGGGACUGUCUCCCCCCUUCAUUGAUGUAGACACACACUCUGAGCCCAGGCAUCUGCUCAUCGUGUGUGACAAGGGCUCAAUCGCUGCAUUCUACUGUGUGCUGGGAUACUUGGGCUCCUUGGCCCUGGUCAGCUUCUCCUUGUCCUACCUUGUCCGCAACCUGCCUGACACCUUCAAUGAAGCCAAGUUCUUGACCUUCAGCAUGCUGGUGUUCUGCAGCGUCUGGGUGACCUUUCUGCCUGUCUACCACAGUGCCCAGGGGAAGCUCAUGGUGGCCUUGGAGAUCUUCUCCAUCUUGGCCUCCAGUGCUGGUCUCCUAGUGUGCAUCUUUGCUCCCAAGUGUUACAUUAUUCUGAUCAGACCUGACAAGAACUCUUUGAAAAGUCUAAGAAACAAAAUAGACCGCUGAAGAAAUAUACAUACUUA
This is a messenger RNA of Erinaceus europaeus (western European hedgehog), 2465 nucleotides long. RefSeq names its product vomeronasal type-2 receptor 116-like. Gene Ontology annotation, molecular function: G protein-coupled receptor activity. The transcript has 7 exons. Gene Ontology annotation, cellular component: membrane. The record is from RefSeq and is a predicted model, not a curated record. NCBI's taxonomy places the organism in Eukaryota, Metazoa, Chordata, Mammalia, Eulipotyphla, Erinaceidae. Bases 1 to 2448 code for a protein of 815 amino acids. Gene Ontology annotation, biological process: G protein-coupled receptor signaling pathway.